Molecule: messenger RNA, 2299 nt
Organism: Cyanistes caeruleus (blue tit)
Lineage: Eukaryota; Metazoa; Chordata; Aves; Passeriformes; Paridae
Source: RefSeq, a predicted model, not a curated record
UUGCUGCCUUUUUGAUUUCACAUGCAUUUUUGUAACAAAAAUAUUUUUGUUUUAGGGAUUUAUCAAAGAUGUUCAUGAGGACUCCCUCACAGUUGUAUUUGAAAACAAUUGGCAACCAGAGCGCCAGGUGCCCUUCAAUGAAGUCAGAUUACCACCACCCCCUGAUAUCAAGAAAGAAAUUGGUGAAGGAGAUGAGGUGGAGGUUUAUUCGCGGGCAAAUGAACAAGAACCUUGUGGCUGGUGGCUGGCAAAAGUUCGAAUGAUGAAAGGAGAGUUUUACGUCAUUGAAUAUGCUGCUUGUGAUGCCACUUACAAUGAAAUUGUCACUUAUGAACGACUCCGACCUGUGAAUCAGAACAAAACUGUCAAAAAGAACACCUUCUUCAAGUGCACAGUGGAUGUUCCUGAAGACCUGAGAGAUGCGUGUGCUAAUGAAAAUGCACAUAAAGAUUUCAAGAAAGCUGUGGGAGCAUGUCGAAUUUUUUAUCAUGCUGAAACUGCUCAACUAAUAAUACUGUCUGCCAGUGAAGCAACAGUAAAAAGAGUGAACAUCCUCAGUGACAUGCACCUGCGCAGCAUUCGCACCAAACUCAUGCUGAUGUCAAGAAACGAGGAAGCUACAAAACACUUGGAGUGCACAAAGCAGCUUGCUGCAGCAUUUCAUGAGGAGUUUGUAGUCAGAGAAGAUUUAAUGGGACUUGCUAUAGGAACACAUGGCAGUAACAUACAACAAGCCAGAAAGGUUCCAGGAGUUACAACCAUUGAACUUGAGGAGGAUACCGGUACUUUCAGAAUCUAUGGAGAGACUGCUGAUGCAGUAAAAAAGGCCAGAAGUUACUUGGAAUUUGUGGAGGAUUUUAUUCAAGUUCCCAGAAAUCUUGUUGGAAAAGUUAUUGGAAAAAAUGGAAAAGUGAUUCAGGAGAUUGUAGACAAGUCUGGAGUCGUCAGGGUGAGAAUUGAAGGAGACAAUGAAAAUAAGCUGCCCCGUGAAGAUGGAAUGGUACCGUUUGUAUUUGUUGGUACUAAAGAAAGCAUUGGCAAUGUCCAAGUUCUGUUGGAGUAUCACAUCGCAUAUCUAAAGGAGGUAGAACAACUAAGACUGGAAAGGCUCCAAAUUGAUGAACAGCUGCGCCAGAUUGGGAUGGGCUUCAGGCCUUCCUCGACUCGAGUUCCUGAGAAGGAGAAGGGUUACACCACUGACGAGAGCACCCUCUCCUCAGUGCAGGGCUCCAGGUCCUACAGCGGGCGGGGCAGAGGCCGCAGGGGCCCCAAUUACACGUCUGGUUAUGGUACAAACUCUGAGCUCUCUAAUCCCUCUGAAACAGAAUCUGAGAGGAAAGAUGAACUUAGUGACUGGUCCUUGGCAGGAGAAGACGACAGGGAGAGCAGGCACCAACGUGACAACAGACGACGUCCUGGGGGACGAGGGCGUAGCGUGUCUGGAGGUCGUGGACGCGGGGGACCUCGUGGUGGAAAGUCAUCCAUUAGCUCUGUGCUUAAAGACCCGGACAGCAACCCUUACAGCUUGCUGGAUAACACGGAGUCAGACCAGACCGUGGACACGGACGCCAGCGAGUCCCACCACAGCAGCAACCGCCGCCGGAGGUCACGCCGGCGAAGGACUGAUGAAGAUGCUGUUCUUAUGGAUGGAAUGACAGAGUCUGAUACAGCUUCUGUUAAUGAGAAUGGUUUAGAUGAUAGUGACAAAAAACCCCAGCGACGCAAUCGUAGCCGCAGGCGUCGCUUCAGGGGUCAGGCAGAAGAUAGACAGCCAGUAACAGUAGCUGAUUAUAUAUCACGAGCUGAAUCUCAAAGUAGACAGAGAAACCCUCCAAAGGAGACAGUAGCCAAAACCAAGAAAGAAACGGCAAAAGAUGCGAUUGACGAAAACAGCCCAUCUGAAAAGGCAGUGAAUGGUCCUGCCACCACCUCUGGGGAUGAGCCUUCUAAACUACAGCACAGCCCUGAUGAAAAGAAAGUCACUGUUCAGGAAGAUGGAAAUAAUCAGGAAGAAGCAGUGCUGAAUGGUGUUUCAUAAACUGAAGUUCCUAGUUUACAGUUCUUUUACAUUACAUUUAAAAUAGUGCUUGUAUAAGCUUGCCAAAGAUAGAAUAUGGAUCGCCAGUCUUGACACCGCACUUUCAGUUCCUCCAUUUUGGAAUACAGAAAGGGGAGGGAUCCUGGAGAAAUCAUAUGUUAAACAUACUUUGACACCUACUGUGUUAUAAAUAUAUCAUCAGAUGUGCCUUGAGAUAGUAUAUGUAACAUUUAAAUAAACAAAAUUGCUGGCUAUAGGAAA